This is a messenger RNA of Aureococcus anophagefferens, 1179 nucleotides long. RefSeq lists its product as hypothetical. Gene Ontology annotation, molecular function: RNA endonuclease activity. Bases 1 to 1179 code for a protein of 392 amino acids. Gene Ontology annotation, cellular component: nucleolus. The record is from RefSeq and is a predicted model, not a curated record. Gene Ontology annotation, biological process: ribosome biogenesis; endonucleolytic cleavage of tricistronic rRNA transcript (SSU-rRNA, 5.8S rRNA, LSU-rRNA). The transcript is spliced from 2 exons. Lineage: Eukaryota; Pelagophyceae; Pelagomonadales; Pelagomonadaceae.
AUGGGCAAGCGCACCACUGCCGCCGGCGCGGCUGCUGCGCCGCGGCCGCAGCAAAAGAAGCAUAAGGAGAGCUUGAACUCCGAUGUCAUCAAGCUCCGCGGCGCCAAGGACCUGCGGUCGCGCCUCGUGCUCGCGACGCUCGCGCGGAAGAAGCUGGAGAUCGGCGGCAUCCGCGCCGACGACGAGUCGCCCGGCCUGCGCAAGGAGGAGGCGUCGUUCGUGCGGCUCAUGGACAAGCUCACGAGCGGCUCGCGCAUCGAGAUCAACGAGACGGGCACGACGCUGCGCUACGCGCCCGGCUUCCUCGCCGGCGGUUCCGUCGAGCACGACUGCUCGCGGAGCGGGCGCGCCGUCGGCUGGUUCCUCGACGCCGUGCUCCCGCUGGCGCCCUUCGGCGCCGCGGCGCUGGAGCUCACGCUCCUCGGCGCGACCUGCGGCGACGGCGCGUGCCGCGGCGCCGACGCCAUCCGCGCGGGCGCGCUCCCGCUGCUGAAGGCGUUCGGCGUCGAGGACUGCGGCGUGCGCACCGAGGCGCUGCUGGCGGCGUGCGCGUCGGCGGCGCGGGGGAAUAUCGUGCUGACCUGCGCGCCUAUUCGCAAGCUGUCGCCGGCCGCGCUCGACGCCGUCGGCCUCGUCAAGCGCGUCCGCGGCGUCGCCUACUGCACGCGGUCGGCGCCGGCCCUCGCGAACCGCUGCGUCGCCGCGGCGCGCGGCCCCCUGAACCGGCUCCUGGCGGACGUGCGCGUCACGACGGACGCGGCCGCGAAGCGCGACUGUUUUCCUUCCCCCGGCUUCGGCUGCUGCCUCGUCGCGGAGACGCUCGACGACCGCGUGCUCUGCGCCGACCUGGACGCCCACUGGUACCGCACGGAGGCCGGCGACCGGCCGACGCCCGAGGACCUGGGCGAGGCCGCCGCGUUCGUGCUGCUGGGCGAGGUCAACCGCGGCGGCGUCUGCGACGACCACGGCCAGCCCCUCCUCUUCACGCUCAUGGCCCUCGGCCCGGAGGACGUGAGCUCGGCGGUGACGGGCCCGCUGACGGACCGCGCCGUCGGCCGCCUGCGCCUCAUCAGGCAGUUCCUGGGCGUGCGCUUCAAGCUCACGCGCAACGGCGACGGCACGGUCCGGUCCGCGUGCCUCGGCGCGGGCUACCAGAACUUCGCCAAGCCCGUCACCUAA